UCGCCAAUAUCAACAGGGGAUCACCUCAUGGUCUGUGCCAAGUGCGAGAAGAAGCUCACAAGGGUCGCAGCUUCGGAUCCCUACGUGAGUGUUCAGCGCUGCAGCACCAUCCACAAAUCCCAGAGGCAGCUCACUCGCUCACCUGACAUCACCUUUCCACAUCUGCCAAACAGCGCAAUCGAGACUCUCAGGGCUUCCUCAAAUCUAUCUCCUCCCGUCCUUCCGCUACUGGCUCAGCAGGUCCCUCUACAUCCUCAUCAGCAGCAGGUCCCUCGCGACCCCUUGCGUCCAACAAGCUCAUCGCCUCGAAGAAUCGCUACAAUCCUCUGACUUCAAAAUGCAAAAUCUGUAAAGGGACCGUCAGUCAAGAAAAGGCGACUUAUUGUAGUGGUUGCGCUUAUAAAAAGGGACUUUGUGCGAUUUGUGGAAAGCCGGUCAGUGAU
Molecule: messenger RNA, 443 nt
Organism: Microstroma glucosiphilum
Lineage: Eukaryota; Fungi; Basidiomycota; Exobasidiomycetes; Microstromatales; Microstromataceae
Exons: 1
Coding region: 28-330 (100 amino acids)
Source: RefSeq, a predicted model, not a curated record